CAGAUACUGAGACUGAACUCGACACAGCCAAGUAUCUGCUCUUUUAGGAGCUCCAGCAGUGCCAGAGGAGGCAGUGCCACUAGCAGCGACGACCGCAUCUAUUCCAACUGAAGACUUCACUCAAAGGCGGCGGCGGGCGGCCGGCUUCUCGCUCUGGCAGCGGCGGCGGCGGCUUCCGGAGUCCCGCUGCGAAGAUGCUCAAAGUCACGGUGCCCUCCUGCUCCGCCUCGUCCUGCUCUUCGGUCACCGCCAGUGCGGCCCCGGGGACCGCGAGCCUCGUCCCGGAUUACUGGAUCGACGGCUCCAACAGGGAUGCCCUGAGCGAUUUCUUCGAAGUGGAGUCGGAGCUGGGACGGGGUGCUACGUCCAUUGUGUACAGAUGCAAACAGAAGGGGACCCAGAAGCCUUAUGCUCUCAAAGUGUUAAAGAAAACAGUGGACAAAAAAAUCGUAAGAACUGAGAUAGGAGUUCUUCUUCGCCUCUCACAUCCAAACAUUAUAAAACUUAAAGAAAUAUUUGAAACCCCUACAGAAAUCAGUCUGGUCCUAGAACUCGUCACAGGAGGAGAACUGUUUGAUAGGAUUGUGGAAAAGGGAUAUUACAGUGAGCGAGAUGCUGCAGAUGCUGUUAAACAAAUCCUGGAGGCAGUCGCUUAUCUACAUGAAAAUGGGAUUGUCCAUCGUGAUCUCAAACCAGAGAAUCUUCUUUAUGCAACUCCAGCCCCAGAUGCACCACUCAAAAUUGCUGAUUUUGGACUCUCUAAAAUUGUGGAACAUCAAGUGCUCAUGAAGACAGUAUGUGGAACCCCAGGGUACUGCGCACCUGAAAUUCUUAGAGGUUGUGCCUAUGGACCUGAGGUGGACAUGUGGUCUGUAGGAAUAAUCACCUACAUCUUACUUUGUGGAUUUGAACCAUUCUAUGAUGAAAGAGGCGAUCAGUUCAUGUUCAGGAGAAUUCUGAAUUGUGAAUAUUACUUUAUCUCCCCCUGGUGGGAUGAAGUAUCUCUAAAUGCCAAGGACUUGGUCAGAAAAUUAAUCAUUUUGGAUCCAAAGAAACGGCUGACUACCUUUCAAGCUCUCCAGCAUCCGUGGGUCACAGGUAAAGCAGCCAAUUUUGUACACAUGGAUACCGCUCAAAAGAAGCUCCAAGAAUUCAAUGCCCGGCGUAAGCUUAAGGCAGCGGUGAAGGCUGUGGUGGCCUCUUCCCGCCUGGGAAGUGCCAGCAGCAGCCAUGGCAGCAUCCAGGAGAGCCACAAGCCUAGCCGAGACCCUUCUCCAAUCCAAGACGGCAACGAGGACAUGAAAGCUAUUCCAGAAGGAGAGAAAAUUCAAGGCGAUGGGGCCCAAGCCACAGUUAAGGGGGCACAGGCUGAGCUGAUGAAGGUGCAAGCCUUAGAGAAAGUUAAAGGUGCAGAUAUAAAUGCUGAAGAGGCCCCCAAAAUGGUGCCCAAGGCAGUGGAGGAUGGGAUAAAGGUGGGUGACCUGGAACUAGAGGAGGGCCUAGCAGAGGAGAAGCUGAAGACUGUGGAGGAAGCAGCAGCUCCCAGAGAAGGGCAAGGAAGCUCUGCUGUGGGCUUUGAAGUUCCACAGCAAGAUGUGAUCCUGCCAGAGUACUAAACCAGCUUCCUUCAGAUCUGGAAGCCAAACACCGGCAUUUUAUGUACUUCGUCCUUCAGCAAGAAAGAUGUGGAAGCAUGAUAUGUACUAUAGUGAUUCUGUUUUUGAGGUGCAAAAAAAAUACAUAUAUACCAGUUGGUAAUUCUAACUUCAAUGCAUGUGACUGCUUUAUGAAAAUAAUAGUGUCUUCUAUGGCAUGUAAGGGAUACCUAAUACCGAUGAUUUAAAUUUUGCAAGUUAACACAACAUAAGACUUAAAAGCAUACAUUUUCAGCAACUAGUGGCACAUAUUUGAAGUGAAUAGUAGCAAAUUGUUUUUGCUUUGAAAACCUAGCCAUACUACAUCCUUUGAAUUUCUUCACAAGGCAGUAAUUCCUUUGAACUACUGCUUAGCUAAUACUAGGUAGUGCUAAAAGACAUGGUCCCAUAACUUUUACAACAUUUUACUUUUUAUCAUUGAUGUGUUCAAACUGUUUACAAGGAGAUGCUUGUAGAUGAUAGUUGUACAUAUGUGCAAAAAAAAAUCCACUUGCAAUGGUAAGAAAUUGAAGUAUCCUUAAAGGCCAUGAAGCCAUAUUUCCCUAAAGCUUGUGUGGAGAAUGCUUUAUUUUAUUCUUAUUUAUAUGCACUAUAUUAAUAAUAACCAAAAUGUUCUAAGAUUCUGCCAUUUUACAACCCUGGAGGAAGUAAUUUACAAACUCAUGCUGAGUUCCAUUCUUUCCCUCACCUGCUCUCCAAUAAGAUGACUUUCUGAUAGACAAAGCUUAGGGUGUAAUAAACAGGGAAGAAAAGAAGGUAAGACUGUACUUAAACUGAUGAAGGUAAGAUUGAUUCAUUUUCAUUUUCCAGAUAAAAUUGUAUUUACUCAUGAAUUUAUACAACUUUACAGAUAAGAACAUUUUAAUGGAUAAACUCUAUAAUUACCAAGUUUCAAAUAUUUAGAAAAAUCUAUUUCACAGGUUAGUGCCAAAGUGUCUUCAUAGAAUAGGAAUAAUAUUCCAUUAUAAGAUUAUUCAUUAUUGACUUUAAUAGAGUAAGAAAACAUUAUUCUUUACCAAAGCUCUUUUUUUAUCCAAUUGAUGGUUAUCUACACAUAUCACUUAUAAACUAAAGUUAUUUAUGAAAAGCUAGUAUGUCUUUUUCUUGUAUUUGGAAUGAAAGUACCCACAUUUUACAAUGUAGUGUUGAGAAUGUGCCUGCCAAUAAAUUUAGCACAAUGCAAUUUAUUUACCUUAAAAAACAAACAAAAAUAAAAAUAAAGAAAAAUACUGAUUUCAAAUCAGACUCUUAAAAAGCUGGAACAUUAGACCUAAUAUUUUAUUAUGAUUUUUCACAGAAUAAAUUUAAUUUCUCUUUGACUUUCAUAGAAACACUUUCCCCCUUAUAGAAAUCGCACUAAGUAGCUCCAAUUUAUUUCUAGUUUGAGCUGAAAUGAAUAUUUUAUCAGAUUAAUUAUGUGUCACAUUUUUGGUGGGUUUUCUCAAUUUUAAAAAAGAACUCAUCUUAAAAAAUAAUUAUUUUCAGAGACCAAAUAAAGACAAUAAAAAUGACUGUCACACAAAAAUCCUCAUUAAAAAAAGAGAUCUUAAAUUAUGUUGGCUCUCCCUCAAAACUAUUGAAUUAGAAAAUGAAAUUAAAGCUCCAGUUUGUAGAGGCUGUUGGACCUCAGUAGACAUUCUUCUUUUCAAUCACAAAUCUCCCUCUACUACUAUUCUCAUGGGAAGAAAACAACGUAGGACUUCUUAUCUUUCAUAGUUUAAGAAUCUGACAGGUCACUGAUACGGAGCCCCUGAAGAAGCACAUCAUCUGGGCUCAGAAGAAGAUUAUUUUUUGUUUUGUUUUAUUUGUACUAUCUAGUAGAGGGCACUUUUCUUAUUCCCUCUUUCCUUCCUUCCUCAUUUAAUUAUUCCCUCUCAGAAUUCCCAUGUUGUCCAUUAUAAGGGGCUCUCUAUUUUUAACCUUUAAGAAUGUCUUCUUUGUUAAGCAUUAAGAUUUCCAUUUAAGAGGAUCAAUUUCCUGUUGUACUUUUUACCAUGAGACUGAACAGACACACACACACACACACACACACACGUAUAUGUGUUGGAAGAGCAAAGAGAGGGAAGGGGGUCUUGUUAGAAAGUGGAACUUAGCUGAAAGAUCAGAACACAUCAUUCCUCCCUGCCCACAGCCAUAUUGUUCCAAGGGCAGUUGUUACAUUAUUUCAACACUAGGGUAGGGCUGACUGCAUUGUUUGGCCCUGUGAACUAUAGAAACAAUGAUGCAAAUACCAUGGCCGAUGUGUAUUUUUGAAAUUACUCAUUUAAAUGAGUGCAUAUUACCAUUCCUCCACGUGAGUACUCAAGAGUUGAAGACAAUUCCCUCUAUCUUUUUAAACCUAUAAACUACAUUUUUAAAAAAUCAAUGAGAUUUUUAAAUUUUGACUCAUGUUAAAGAUUAGAUUCUGAUAAUGACUAUAUAGUGACUAAUUUAGUUGUUUCAGUAGGAAACAAAUCAAACUUUCAAAAAUAUUGAUCAUUUCAAAUUAUUCAAAGAUUUCAUAUACAUACAUCCUAAGUUAGGAUAAUUAUGUUAACAUUUUUGAAAGAACAGCCAAUGUUUAUAUUGCUUGUUAAAGUGGAAUGUAUUGUCGAUCUCAAAGAUUACUUAGCUAAAUAAUAGUAGACAGAGAUUUAAUUUAACAAAAUACUUCAUAACAUCACUCCUAAUUGGCAAUAUAGUCACAAAGCAAAAUAAUUCAAAUUUCAGCAAACAAUAAAUUACAUUUUGCAUUUUAGAGCUAACAUCACAUUACAUUAUGGGUUUUUAUUUUGAGAUAAGUUCAGCUACAUAGCAUAAACUAGUUUUUUUUUUUAUAACCAUGAAGGACAGUCUUGAAUUAUUUCCCCCAUUAACAAAGUCUAAUUGGAAUCCAGUAUUUUUUCUCAAACUGUAAUUUCACUUGUCCCAGGACACAUAAAUAGGUAAAAAUUAGAAUAAUAUAGUUGUAGAACUUAAUUGUCCAGAACAAGUGCAUUAUAUAAAUAUAAAUAUAAUGCAAGCACGUGUCAUUUAAGAUUUUCUAUUAGUCACAUUUUAAGAAAAAUAGAUGAAGGUAUAGUAUUUUUAAUCCAAUUCAUCCAAAUUAUUCUAUCAAUAUAUAGUCAAUAUUAAAAUUUAAUGAGAUAUUUUGAAUUCUUUAUUUUUAUACUGUUUUCAAAAUCAGGAGUGUAUGUUAGGCCUUUGGUACAUCAAGUGGUCGAUAGUCACAUGUGGCUGGUGGCUACCAUAUUAGACAGCACUAGUCUAGAGUACUUUUUAUUUUAAGCAAAGUGACACUUGAAGUUCUAUGCUUAGAUUUAAGUGGCCUCAGUUCUCGCAUUGAGGAGCUGGUGGGAGGCCACAAAGAAUGUGUUUCAGAAAUGUUACACACUGAGUAAAAGCUUUUUGACCACUCCUGCCCAUUCAUUUACUUCAGAGGAGAAAUGAUUCCUAACAUGACUUCAAAGAACAACACUUUCCUGGGCAUUACUAAAUUAUCUACUGACCAAUCCCUCUGACUCCUGAUGGGCCCUGGAGUCUUGACUACAGCCUAGAGUCUGCUGAGUACUGCCAUGAUGCCAAUAGCAUUCUUGCUUACCAAAAUCUACUCUCAGCCAACCAUGUGUCUUCAUUCAGGAAGAACUGCACAUAGAAUCUGAUUUUGAGGCCUGGAUUAAGCUGCAUGCCAUCCUUGUAUCAUAGGCAAUAUGUAUUUCUGGAAAUCUAAUGAACCAUAUCAAAUCUGCAUGAUGAAGAUUGUGUAAUGAUGGUGAUAUCAUGCCAGUUAUCCUCAAAGUGGGAAUAUGACCAUUAGCUGGCAUGUUUUAGAUUUCCUCAGAAGGGUUUAAUCAACACUGCCAUUACACAUGGAUUUAACAAAAGACUUUUGAAAAAUUUUUACAUACUGAUUUUAGAAUAAUCCUCAAGGUUCUAUAGUCAUUUUUAGUGGAAAACUUAAAAAGAAAGGAACAAUUUUUACUGUGACUUCAAUUUCAUAGUAUUUUAAACAUAUUUUGUAAUUCAGAAUGUUUAGCAAUCCCUAUGUCCUUUUUCACAUGCAUGGUAACUGAUGGUGGGUUGCCUACAGGCUGAAGAUUUGGAGAGAGCCAUUUUGUUUCAUAAAUCAGUUUUUAUUGCACAGAAGCAGCUGAUUGUAUUUCAAGUUGGAAAAAGAAAAGUAAAUGCCAGAAAAGGCAAAGGAUAAACUUAGUAAGCCAUUUAUUUUGUUUUAGAAUUGUUUUUAAAAAAGGUCAACAAAGUGAAUCAGCACUAGCAUUUUCUUGAUGGUUGACCCAAUGUAUAAUUGACAAAUAUACAUAGCAGAGUCAAUUAAUCAUAGUGCCAUUAUGUCACUUAUUUGUCAUUGCAAAGUAUUCACUCAUGUUGUCUAGAUUUACUUUAGAUGGUGCAAAAUUUCCAGAUAGUAACCUAUGUAAAAUGAUGUGUAAUUUCCUUGUAAUUCCUGCCUAUUAGUCCAUAUUCUAAUUUCCGUAUGUUCAUCACUGAUAUGUUCCUGAUCAGGGUCAUUGCUAGUAGUUGAGCAUUUACUGGCUGAACACUGUUUAAUGGUUAGAUGUUAUGUGUGUCUGCAUUUAAAAAAAUUAUGUACAUGUUAUUUCACUAUUGGUAUUACAAUAUUCAUAAACACAUGAUAAACAGAAAUGUACCCAAUAAUUUCCUAUAAACUUUUUCAAAGUCCUUUUGUUCCCCUGACACACUCAGGGUGAAUUUUUGUCUCCUUGGCAAGUAAGAAAAAAAAAGAGAGACCACUGGAGAGAUAUCAGCCAACCACCCACAGUAACCAAGUUCAGCAUUUCCUCUUUCUAUAUUUUGACCAAUAUAUUAAGAGCAAGUUUUGUCAUUAUUACUCCCUGUGGCUAUUACCUGAGAUCAGAUAAUAUAAUCUCAGCUCAUAAAGCUUGGCCAUUUCUAUACUUAUCUUGGAGAGCAAUUAACAAACUUGAUUAAUUUAUGUUUGGUUAUUUAAAAUGCCAACUUUCAUAAAUGCUCUGUGAUGCACUCAAGACAAUUGGGUUGUGUGAUAUUAACUUCCUUCAAGAACUCAGUCUGUUCCCUGUCGUGUGGCUCAGAGGUCCACCAGGGCAAAACAGAAGCCUUGACGAGAAAGUGAACUGUCUUACUCCUUUGAAGGAAUCAGAUGUUGCUCUAGAGAAGACUCCAGGCAUCUACCUGGUUGAGCUCAAAUGAGCCAAGUGGCAGAAAACCUCUUCUCAUCCUCUGAUUGAAAGUGAUACAAUUUGAAUAUUGGUAUAUUGUCAUUGGUCAGUAACGGAAAAAUGAGAUUCCACCAAUGGGUUACUCUUUUCCUGUCUUGGUUGGCUAUGCCUUAUCCCAGAUCAGUGUUUUGUUCCAUCCCUAUGGCCAUCUCUAAAGCCCUGACAGGAGCAUCCCAGACUGGAGAAAUGCAGGGUGUCUGUGGCCCAGAAUUUCGUUUGAUACUCUAAACAGCAAUGCUAAGACUGCAAAAUCACACUAUUCUAAAUAGUUGUUUUCAGCUCAUUUUGAAGAUUGACCUGGAAAACAUAUAGAAUAUAUAUAUUUAAUCUUUGCUUGUGGUUCUGUCAAAAUGACAUUUAAUUUUCACUCUGAUUAAUCUUUAUUUUCCAUUUAAAAGAUUAUUUCAGGCUACUUAAAUACAAGACCUUACAUUCUAAUUUUUGAAAGCUGUUGUUUUCCCUGAGCUCUCUCUCAACUCUGACAGUUUGUGAAUGAUAAAAAUUUACUAUGUUUGUCCUUUCCUUGAUAGAUGUAGAGCAGUUCAUCUGUUUUGUAAAGGUACAGUUAAGUAUAACUAUAGGCUGGGCGUGAUGGCUGACGCCUGUAAUCCCAACACUUUGGGAGGCCGAGGUUGGCAGAUCAUCUGAGGUCAGGAGUUUGAGACCAGCCUGGCCAACGUGGUGAAACCCCUAAUACAAAAAUUAGCCGGGCGUGGUGGCACACGCCUGUAAUCUCAGCUACUCAGGAGGCUGAGGCAGGAGAAUCUCUUGAACCUGGGAGGCAGAGGUUGCAGUGAGCCAAGAUCACGCCACUGCACUCCAGCCUGGGCAGCAAGAGCGAAACUCUGUCAAAAAAAAAUAUAUAUGACUAUAUAUUGAAAACUAUCAUCUCAUACUGCCUCCUUUUAAGACCUAUUUUAUAUGCCUAUAAUACAGUUAAUAUGCAGCAGCGUAGGGAACAAAUAGCAUAUUCAUAAUUUGUAAUUUUGUUUUUCUGUUUAUGGCACCGUUAAGUCUCAGUAAUAUUUUAAAAGUCCUCUAUAAGCCAAAAGAAUGUUGUAACACGUCCAUUUAUUAAGGAGUUAGGCCUAAACAAACAUUGUAAUAGUAGUCCAUUCCAUGUGCAACAGAUGUUGCUGUAUUUCCUUCAACAUUUUAAAAUGUCUUGUGAGUUUAGUGAGUGGGUACAGCUGAGUUGGGGUUUAGGUGAUUUCUUAUGCCCAAUGAACUAAAGGUAUCAGUAAAAGAGAUUAUUAGUAAACAAAUUAGUUAUUUAUGCUCUUACUUGAAUGUCAGUCGUUCAUUUUAUCUCUCGUCUUUAAGAUACACACAUUAAAACUUACGUGCGUAUUUUUUUAAGGAGUAAUUUCCACAUAAUUCCCCAAGAACUGAACUCAAAUCUCAAAAAAAGUUUUCAGCACUCAAGCAACCUAUGAUUCACAGAGCAAAUCUACCAAAGCCCCAUUUUUAUUGGAACACAGGCAUGCUCAUUUACGUACAUAGUGUUUGUGGCUGCUUUUAUGUUGCCAAGGCAGAGUUGAGUACUUUCAACAGAGACCAUAUGGACUGCAAAGCCUAAAAUGUUUAUCUGGCCCCUUACAGUAAAACAAUGACCCUGGGUUUUCAUGGCACCCCAAUGCCUUUUUGGUGACCUGCAGGAAUACAGAUUCCUAUAUUCCAGUUUGUUUGUUUGGUUUUUUUUUUUUCUCCUUAGCUUAAAGUUCUUAUUCCCAUUUGCUUCUGAGGAAGUUAGGAAAAUUUUGUUUUAUGUUGCAGAUGCUCUCACAACAAUAAUUGUGCUGGAGAUACAACUUAGUGAAAUUUUCCUACAGAACUAAAAACUAACUCAAAAUUGCAUCACUCCUGAAGAAAAGAAAUUUAGAGUAUGAAUUGAGUUGGUUGAGAGUAGAAUUAAAAAGAUUUCUAGCACUUUGAGCAUGUUUUAGAAAUUUGAUCCUUACAUUUAAAAUUAUGUAACUGACAUCUUUCACUGGCAUUUGCUCACAUUUAAGUCAAUCUACAGCUGUUACUAAGCUAAGAAAUGAGAAGAUCCCUUUGGUUCUGAAUCUCUCAUAAUAUUCUGAAGUAAUUUGUAUGAACUGAAUGUUCAUUAAUCAUUUUAGGAAAUAUUAUAUUUUGUGGCAUUAUAUGACAACGACUUUCUCAUCAAUAGCUCAGGGAAUACGCAAACAGCCAGCUCUUUUAUGUAAGAAAGCCAUUUUCUAAUCCCCACGCUUUCCUGAGUUACAUACUUCAUUUCUUUGAAAAGAGAGGGCCUUGAGUAAAUGCUUUCCUUUGCUUUCCUUACAUAUUUAGAAAUCCAAGAAGGGCCCUUGUCUUAGUCUAUUUCUGUCACAGAGAAAUUGUUCAUUCCACAAUAUCCAUCUUAAGGGAAGCUAGUGACCGAGAUAUGGAGAAAAACAUAGGCAUCCAUGACCUUUGUGUUUCCGUUUUACUUUCAACAUCUGUAAACAAAAGGUCACAAAUGAAAUAUUGAGUAGAAAAUGCAAUAUCAACUUACUAAGAGUACCUAAAAUUAUAAAUCUAAAUAAUAUACAGCAAUAUUAUUGCUUGAUUAUUACAGCAAUCAAUAAUAUAAUAUAGCCACUAGGAUACACUUGCUGUAGAACUCUGAACAAAAGGUAUCAAUCAUCUGCCAGUCCUCAUCAUUAUGUGUAGCAGAAACUUUACUGGAAUGAGAGAGGGGAAAGAUAACAAAAUGUAGAUUAGGAUUCCACAUUCUCCCCUUCCCAUCUUCUUCAUUGCUCAGUUUGAAGACAAUCAUUGAUGGACAAAUACUUUAGAAAAGAAUAAAGUCAAUAGCUAAUGUUUCUCCCAGAAACUAAACAACACCGUUUAGGGGAUAUUAGGCCUACAUCCUAAUCACACUUUAAGGACGUGAUUUUCUAACUUUGAAGCUUCCCAGGAGCAGCCCACUCCAGAAAACGUUUUCCCAGUAAACUUUCACUGAGAAACUAUUAUAUGCCAUGGAGGAGUCAAAAAUGAAUUAAAUCCAAUGCUAUCCUCCAGUAGUGAGCUUUGUAGUUGGAGAGAAAAGCCAACCUUACAGAUACAACCUGUACAUAUAUAACCUAUGCUGCAUUUAGGCAGAUGAUAAGCCCUAGGAAUGGAAAGAGGGAAAAGCUCCCUUUUGCCAGGAAUGAUGAAGGAAAGCUUUAUGGAAACACAGGCUAUAUGUGAAAGAUGGGUGAAGGGAAGAAGUAGGGGGCAUGUCUGGCUGAGAACAGGUAGGGAAGAAGUAGGGGGCAUGUCUGGCUGAGAACCGGCCUGAUCAUAGAGUGGAAAAAUGAAAGGCAGAGGUGAAGGAAGAAUACUAAACGUGAAAGGCUGAAAUACACAGGGAAGUGUUGCCAGUGUGCAGCAGGAUCUCAUCUUGUGCAAAAUUGAAUUAGACUUCCUUGCUCCUUCCUUAUUCUGGGUAGGUACAUGUGCAGCCUUUCCUCAGAGCAUCUAGCCUGCCAUACUUGGCUCAUCUGCUGUGCUUCUAAGCCAAAUAAAAAUCAUCAAACACAUCGAAGAUAUUUUUGGGGUCACCAGGUUAAAGCAAAGCCUCAGUCACUGAAAGCAAAAACUGAAUUGGCCAGGUCUCCACUGACAAAACAGAGUAAAUGAUAGUAUGACAGACAAUUUCAAGUUUUGCAAGACUCCAAUUUCUGAAAAAUGUCUUGUGACUCCAAAAAAUCAUGUACUUCCUAAAAUGUUGCCAGUGGAGGACCGAAUCAAGGUUAUUGCUGACAUCAUUUUUUCAACCUUUUCAGUUAUUUGACCUGAAUAGGCAAUCCCCCAGGAUUUCUGAUUGAAUUCUACGUGAAAGUUUAGAUUUCAAAAGACAACCUGUAGGAAGCUAAGUCUCAGACAACAAAAUUUAAAACCAUCAGAACUUGUUUCUCCAAACAUCAACCUGCUCCUGUCAAGUCCUUUUUCAUCUCUCCCUUUUGUCCCUUUACAUACUCUUUUGUAAGUUCUUUUGAUAUCAUUUGUUUCAGGCAGUAUUUUUACAUCCAUCUUCAAGAAACUUGGGAGACAUUUAGACAUUUAGUAUGUGUACUUUUAGUUGUCUUGCCUCUUUAUUUCAGAUAAUGCCUGUGAUUAGUGAAUGGCGGCAUUAUUCCUGAAGACAAAUAAAAUGAAGGAAGAUAGGGACCAAGAUUGACUGUCAUUUGAAUGAUGGAAGAGAAGCUAAGAAGUAGAAUUACUGUGAGGUUACAGAAAUCAUAAGUUAACAGAUAUUGAGAAAGGAAAACUUCCUACUCAGGCUUUUCAGGCUUAUGUGAUAUUAUCUGGAUAUGUUUUCUACUCUUUCCUAAAGGAUAAAUUUUUAUUCCUGGGUUGCUGAAAGCUUUCUGGACUAAAAGGAUAUAAGCAGCUCAAUACCAGCAUAGAGGGUUAGAUUAAUGGAACAGCACUGCAUACAGGAAACCUAAAUCUCCAAUAGUUUAGGCUGCAAGUCAUUAGCCAAACACAAGAGCAUGUAAGAUUUGGAGGACAAAGUAUAAAUAUGUUAAGUUUACACAACCAAGAUUAUAGGCUACCUUCCCAACUUCUAAUUUGAAGAGCACUUAAAACGGAGCUAUGGACACUUCAUUUUUAAAACCUGACAAUAUGGUGCUAUUGACUACUUAAUACAAAGAUAUAUUACAAUAUUUUUAGGUAAAUGUAUUAAGUCUGGCCUGGGCAUAAAUGUACAUACAGAAAAUGUUUGUAGAGAAUUCAUCAAAAUCAUGCCCAUUUGCUGUUGUAGAGCUACAGUAUUCUUCAAUGGUGGUGACUGACCAGUGAGUUUCUACUUCCUACAGAUGGGACACAACAGUCACGGGCUGUCUCAGCUGCCCAAAGCCUGAGGCAGACCGCAUGAGAGCUGUGGCUUCUUCUUGGACUCAGGUUGGAUAACCCAAUUCAGUGAUUAAAUAUGUACAUUUUGGGGGCGGUUGGGGGUGUUUUCUAGGAACUUGAAGAGUAUGUGACAUUAUAAAAACUGGGUGUUGGAAGACUAAUUGUAGAAAUUUGACCUGCGGGCCAAUGUUACUUGGGAUAAGUUCACUCAGACAUGUCAGAACAUGCCCAAAGAAGCCUAUACCUUGCUGCUGGGAAAUGUAAAGCAGUUUGCAUGUAGAAUAUGAUAAUAAAUCAUUUAAGAACCCACCAAAA
Messenger RNA from Symphalangus syndactylus (siamang), 12043 nucleotides. RefSeq names its product calcium/calmodulin dependent protein kinase IV (gene CAMK4). Gene Ontology annotation, molecular function: ATP binding; protein kinase activity. The record is from RefSeq and is a predicted model, not a curated record. Gene Ontology annotation, biological process: protein phosphorylation. Lineage: Eukaryota; Metazoa; Chordata; Mammalia; Primates; Hylobatidae.